UCAACUUCAAAUGGGGGGUUCAAGCGUCCUCCGGUUAACGAGUCUCCACAUUCUGAGCGAUUGCCUUUUGACGGCCUCUGACAGACGGUUUGUGGCACGUUCGGUGAAGAAUAAUCCCAAAAUUUAUAUCAAUUUCCAUUGAGCUUUGAAUGAAGAAUGAUAUUACUUAAAUGAAUGCAAGAACUGUACUCUUCUGCUUCAUCGUGAGUCUUUUUGCUAUUUAUGUUUACAUUAAAAAUCAAUCAAGCCAUGGGGGCAAUGUUUUAUCUCAAAGAUGUUACAAAGAUUAUGUCAGAAACAUGUCUGUGUGUAUUCUUGAAUGCCCAAAUGGAAUGUUUGCAUUGCCAGGAAUGAGAUCAUGCCAUCCUUUGUUAACAUGUGACACUAAAAUUAAACUUAUUACAACAAUUUCUACAAGUGUUGUCAAAACGGUAUAUUUGGCAGAAUGGGAAAAUCAUGAAGUUGUGCUCUCUGUACUUUCUAAAGAAGAAUAUGAAGAAGAUUUUAAACAAAAUUUAUUCAUGAUUAAAUCUUUCAAUGGUAAAAAUACUGUUCAACUUAUUGGCUUUUGUAAUAAUAAUAUCUUAACUAAAUACUAUGCAUUAGGAAAUGCUCUAAAUGUAAAUUAUCAUUUAAGAAACUCAUUAAAAGCAUAUGAUAGUGUCAAUUUACGUUUAGACUUAUGCAUAAAUUAUGUUAAUGUGAUCAAUUUUUUGCAUACUAGUCCUGUUGGCACGAGAGUUAUGUGUGAUUCAAAUACUCUAGAAAAAACCUUAUCACAAUUUUUACUCACAGAUGAUCUAAACAUAAUUGCUAAUGACUUAGAUGCAACACCUGAAGUAGACAAGAUAAAGAAAGGUAUACUUUGCGGCAAUAGAGCUUUGAUUGGUUCAUUUGUAGCUCCAGAGCAACUGUGGCCAUAUGGUGACCAAAAGUAUGACCCUGAAAAAAUGCCACUGUAUGAUGAAAAGACAGAUGUAUGGAAAAUACCUGAUAUUUGUAAUUGGUUCUUAGGUGGCAGUUCAGAAGCUGAUAUUUUAAAAUAUAAAUUAUUUAAUUUCCACAAAACUUGUAAAAAUAGGGAUCCAUCUAAACGCCCUAGUGCUGCACUUGUACUAGAAAUGUAUAAAAAUGUUCGUAAAGAGUUGUUGAAAAAUGUUUAAAAAAAGUAAUAAAUUGUAGAUAGUGCAUUUUCGAUAGAUGAAAUGCUAAUUUAUUAUUAAAGAGUAGUAUAAAUGUUUGGAUCAUUUUUAAAAAAUUUCAUUAAGUGAGUAAAAAUCU
Argiope bruennichi is the source of this 1281-nucleotide messenger RNA. RefSeq names its product protein O-mannose kinase-like. Gene Ontology annotation, biological process: protein O-linked glycosylation; carbohydrate phosphorylation. The record is from RefSeq and is a predicted model, not a curated record. NCBI's taxonomy places the organism in Eukaryota, Metazoa, Arthropoda, Arachnida, Araneae, Araneidae. Bases 171 to 1163 code for a protein of 330 amino acids. Gene Ontology annotation, cellular component: endoplasmic reticulum membrane. The transcript is spliced from 3 exons. Gene Ontology annotation, molecular function: carbohydrate kinase activity; phosphotransferase activity, alcohol group as acceptor.